CUAACUAGGAUCACAUUUUAAUGCUAUUGACCGGUUGAUCGCUAAAUUCAGUUCAUAUUGUUGCGCAAGGCCGCCAAAGUUAAAAACGCGAACGAAGAAUCAUUUGUUGGACGCUGUGAUCAAUAUUCAACGACUUUUCACUCGGUUUGAGUUAAGAUGGAAGUGACCAUUGAUAAUUUCAAUGAGGCAUUGAAGUUGAUGAGCUCGGCAUUAGAUCACUGCUCAUUCGUAGCCAUCGAUGGGGAGUUCACAGGACUCCACAGCGGGUCGAGUCCCGGCGUCUUUGAUACUCCAGCAGAGAGGUACCAACAUCUCAAAGAGAACUGUUGUGACUUUCUGUUGAUUCAGCUUGGUGUCUGCAUAUUCAAGUAUGAGAAACAGAAGAAAGGGUAUGGUUAUGUGGCCUAUCCUUUCAACUUCUACGUCUUUCCAAGACCGUCCACGCGUGCGGCUCCAGACCAGAGAUUCCUAUGUCAGAGUUCCAGUAUAGAUUUUCUGGUGUCACACGGCUUUGAUUUCAACAAAGUGUUCUAUAAAGGAAUUGGUUACUUGACGGCAGUAGACAACAUGAGAGUGAAGGAGAUGGUCCAGCAGAGACACGCCCAGUACGAGGGGAACGCCAGUCUGCUCUCAGACUGCAGUCCUAACUUCAACUCUCCCUCGACCGCCAAGAGACCGGUCGAGAUACCUGAAGAACACAAGCCAUUUAUAGACGAUGUCAGCAAGAGAGUUGGAGCGUUUGCAGCUGGAACUGCAGAUGAACUCAAACUUGAACCAUGCACAGGGUACCAAAGGAAACUAGUAUACCAAACAAUUAAAUCAAGGUAUCCAUCAGGUCUUCACUUAGACACACACACAACUGAAGACAAAAAAGGUAGAUUCAUAGUGGUGAGGAGAGUAACGGAAGAAGAGAAAAAGAAGUUAGCCCAAGAUAAACUCCAGGCUGAAUUGGAUGAAGUAGACGAGGCGUCAGGGAUCUGCAGGGUGAUGAAGAUGAUCUCUGAGUCGGGCAAGGUCGUUGUAGGUCACAACAUGAUGCUAGAUGUCAUUCACAUGAUGCACCAAUUCACAGGCCCACUCCCCGAUACCCUGCUUGAAUUCAAGUCGAUGGUUGGUUGUGUCUUCUCAAGGUUACUUGACACCAAGGUCAUGGCCAAUACGCAACCCUUCAAGGAACUCUUUCCGAUGACAGGCCUGAAUGAUCUAAUGAGCAAGUGUGAUGAGGAACCUUUCAGAAGACCACAUAUAGUGAUACCGCCCUCAGGCUUCGUAGACUACACAGCUAAUCAGAAGUUCCACGAGGCUGCGUACGACGCCUAUGUGACUGGUGUCUGCUUCGCCACCAUGGCCAACUAUAUUGGCACCUUCUUGACCCCGCCCAAGCCCAGAGUGUCCCCGACGUCAAACCUCAUCGAACCAUUCCUCAAUAAGAUGUUUCUACACAGAAUUGCAGACAUGCCAUACUUGAAUUUAGACGGACCAGAUUUGCAACCUUCCAGAGAUCACAUCUUCCAUGUGCGCUUUCCGUCGGAAUGGAAAUCAACUGACCUCUAUGACCUCUUCACUCCCUUUGGCAACAUCAUGAUCAGCUGGAUUGACGACAAGUCCGCUAUGGUUGGCUUGAUGAAGAAAGAUAGAGCCUCACAGGUUCGACGGACCCUAGAGAAGAACCCUCUCUACCAGGUCACAUCCUACGCGGACUACAAGAAAUCUCAGUUCAUGGCUGGAGACUUUGUCCCCUUCCCAGCUUUCCAAGAAGCCCCCUCCUCCGCCGAAGCGAAGACACCCGGGAGCCCUCGUGGAAAGAAGCGUGCCAUGGUUGACGAGUCCCCGGAUAAAUUGGCCAAUUUCGACGACCCAGAGGUCGCUAGCUUUAUGUCAAGUACGGCCAAGAAGCUCAAACAGAUGGAUCCAAAUGCUACCCCCUUUGUCUCGAGAAAGAGUGUCACUCCACCUAUACCAUCUUCAGAAGGCAAGAAACUAGAUAGAGCAAGCAGCGAGGAUAAUGAGGCUGCAGCCAAGGAACCUACUAAGUUGUUUGAAGAAUCCGCCAGUUGGUAG
Messenger RNA from Strongylocentrotus purpuratus (purple sea urchin), 2061 nucleotides. RefSeq names its product poly(A)-specific ribonuclease PARN (gene parn). Gene Ontology annotation, biological process: nuclear-transcribed mRNA poly(A) tail shortening. Gene Ontology annotation, cellular component: nucleus; cytoplasm. The coding region runs from base 157 to 2061 and encodes 634 amino acids. Gene Ontology annotation, molecular function: RNA binding; poly(A)-specific ribonuclease activity; metal ion binding. The transcript is spliced from 19 exons. The record is from RefSeq and is a predicted model, not a curated record. NCBI's taxonomy places the organism in Eukaryota, Metazoa, Echinodermata, Echinoidea, Camarodonta, Strongylocentrotidae.